Molecule: messenger RNA, 714 nt
Organism: Cimex lectularius (bed bug)
Lineage: Eukaryota; Metazoa; Arthropoda; Insecta; Hemiptera; Cimicidae
Gene: mRpL49
Product: probable 39S ribosomal protein L49, mitochondrial
Exons: 3
Coding region: 100-654 (184 amino acids)
Biological process (GO): translation
Cellular component (GO): mitochondrial large ribosomal subunit; ribosome
Molecular function (GO): structural constituent of ribosome
Source: RefSeq, a predicted model, not a curated record
UUUUAGUCUAUUUAUUUUCUGGUUAUCGCGUUGAUUUAGAACGUUGUCUACCGGAGGAUGUGUUUGUUUUAAUACUAAUAUAAUUAGAAAAACAUUAAAAUGGCUCUCAGGAGUAGAUUAAAUCCAAUAAUUAACAAUAUUUUCAAUGCUCAUAAAUACAUUUUAAAUGCAGACAAAGUCUCCAGCAAACCACUAGUGCUUUCUCGUAACAUUGCUGUCAUAAAACCCGAGAGAGAUUACGAUCCAAGCAAGACCAUCGAUUAUGAAGUAAGCAAGGAUGAAAACGAGUGGAAGUAUGUCGUUCGAGCUCUGCCUUUAAAAUUUAUUCCAGAGGUGGUGAAGAAAGACGCCUACCCAUCAGGCUGGAAGCCGCAGAGCGAAUCAGCAAUGAAAUUUCCCUACUACAUCAGGAGGUCGAAGAAUCACAUGAUACCCGUUUAUCUUCACUUUUCACAUAGGAACACAAGAAGAUUGACACACAUUCAUCAUAUUGCAGGUGACAUUUGGCUCUUAGAAAAGGAACUAAGGAAUUAUUUAACCUCGCUCAGAAAGUAUAAGAUUGGUAUAAGGGUCGAUGAAGUUGGGGGUAAACUUGUGAUCAGAGGAGACCAUGUAAACAAUAUCAAGAAUUGGUUAUCUGAGAAAGGAUUUUAAAUGGUUUAAUUGUGGAUAUAAUUGGUAGUUAUUUUAAAUAAAUUUUUGUCUUAACUUUUG